Molecule: messenger RNA, 493 nt
Organism: Aspergillus pseudonomiae
Lineage: Eukaryota; Fungi; Ascomycota; Eurotiomycetes; Eurotiales; Aspergillaceae
Exons: 1
Coding region: 187-351 (54 amino acids)
Source: RefSeq, a predicted model, not a curated record
CGUGUUGAUCGGGUUUCUUUUCUUCCUUUUUUUAUCUUUUUUCUUUGACUUGACUUAUCCAUGACGGGUAGUAUACUGAUAUCAAUAUAGAUAGGUGCGAAGGAAGUAUAUAGCAGAGUAAUAUAUAUAUCGACAGAUUAGCAGUGGAAGUUGGAGGAGGGAACUCGGCUAUUAUCCUCCCUAGACAUGGGCAUUCGGAAUUUAGACAACAAAUCCAACAUGACCAACAUUUUGUCAAAUUACACUGGUCUAAUCAACCUUCCACUUGAGCUGUUAAUAUAUGUCAUCGACUUUAUGAGAAAAGUCGACUCUUUAUUACCACUCUCUUCAGUCAGCGGGCUAUUCUAUUAGCUAUAUACCCCCAGUGUUUUCAGAACACUCAAGAUAGCUUUCUCGAGUGCUGGGCUGGACCGCUUGGUUUAAAUAUCUCAGUCUCGGGUCGCCUCACACGUUCGAGCAAUUGUUUAUAAGAUUCCGGAAUGAAUUACCCCUC